Molecule: messenger RNA, 1327 nt
Organism: Passer domesticus (house sparrow)
Lineage: Eukaryota; Metazoa; Chordata; Aves; Passeriformes; Passeridae
Product: peroxisomal coenzyme A diphosphatase NUDT7-like
Exons: 3
Coding region: 16-873 (285 amino acids)
Biological process (GO): nucleoside diphosphate metabolic process; coenzyme A catabolic process
Molecular function (GO): manganese ion binding; magnesium ion binding; coenzyme A diphosphatase activity
Source: RefSeq, a predicted model, not a curated record
ACAGGAAAGGGAGCGAUGGAGCCGGCCGGUGUCGCUGUGCCGCUGCCGGGGCCGGGCCGGGCGAUGGCGGCGGAGCGGGAGCGGCCGGGCCCCGUUCCCGGGCCCUGCUCAGGGCCCGCGGGGGGUGAGCGGGCCGCGGCCGGACGGUGCCGGUGCUCCGCUCUGCCCGCUCCGGGGCACGGCGCCCUGGAGAAGGCCCGGCGCCGCCUGAGGGAGUUCGAUGUCGGGGACAGGUUCUGCCGCUUGCCGCUGCCCCGAGCCGCCGUGCUGCUGCCGCUCCUGGUGCGAGCGGGGCGGCUGCACCUGCUGCUCACCGUCCGCUCCCUGCAGCUGAGAAGAUCACCAGGGGAAGUGUGUUUUCCAGGAGGUAAAAGGGAAGCCACUGAUAAAGAUGACAUUGACACUGCUCUCCGAGAAGCUAAAGAAGAAGUUGGUCUUCAGCCAGAGAAGGUGGAAGUCAUCUGUAGGCUGAUGCCUGGAAUUGAUAAAAUGAAUAACUUGGUGACACCAGUUGUAGGGUUUAUAGAGGAUACAUUCCAGGGCACUCCUAAUCCAGAUGAAGUGAGCGAGGUUUUUGUUGUGCCUUUGGAGUACUUUGUCAAGCCCUUGAAUUACAAGACCUUCACUUAUAAAACCUCCUCAGGUUACUCAACUCGUGUACACUGCUUUAUAUAUGAUGACCAGGAACAUAAAAAGUCAUUCAAGAUAUGGGGACUGACUGCCCACUUUGCUGUAUUUCUUGCUCUUAUAAUUUCUGGAGAAAGACCUACCUUUGAAGUGGAUUAUGAUCUUGACAACUUAAUUUCAUCCUCUGAGAAUUACUUCACUAAUUUGUAUGCAUCUGUACAUGAAAGAAAGAAGAGUAAUCUGUGACAGUUUGGUCUGGCCAUUCAUUUACUUUGAAAGAGGAAAAAGGAGCUUGGUUUAUUUCCUUUGUACUUCUUGUUUGAAAGCUACACUUGAAUUUCUUCAGAACUGGGAAUUUUUAAGUUGACAAUCCCCAACUGGAUUAAUGUAAUUUUUAAUCUCUUUGAAGACCUGCGAGAAGCACACAAUAUUUUCUGUGAAACAAACUUUCAAAAGGUCUGUUUCAGUUCCUUCUCAGUUUCAGUGCCUUUGUUCUGUGUGUUUCUGUGCUUUGCUUUGUCUAUAAUGAGAUAAUGCUAUUUGAUGGAAUUUGUGUCUGAGUUAACCUAUGAAAACUUUUGGGAUCUGCCUCUUACAUGUGCCAUACGUGGACAACAUGAUUCAUACAGUCUUGUCUGGUAUCUUUGAGCACUUACAGAAUGCACAAUAAAAAUACAAAAGGUUUCAGCUGCUUUCACAA